This is a messenger RNA of Arabidopsis arenosa, 1005 nucleotides long. The record is from the annotation of a GenBank genome assembly. NCBI's taxonomy places the organism in Eukaryota, Viridiplantae, Streptophyta, Magnoliopsida, Brassicales, Brassicaceae.
GUGUUUUGUGGCUCCGGUAGAAUUAAAGAAACAUCAGCGACUACAAUGGCUGCCUCCACCGCCGUAACCACCGUAUCAUACGGAGCUUCACCUCUACUUCCUUCACAAACCGCGUUAGCGAUCACUUCCCGGAGACUUUCUUCAUUCUCGCCGUCGAAAAGGUUAGACCUCAGUAAUCUGCGGCGAAGAGUCAAUGCACCACCGCCAAGGCGCGCCGUGGUUCGAGCCGCUAGAACUGAAUCAGCCGGAGUAAAAUUAGGAGCUAGAGCUCCCAAUUUUGAGCUUCAAGAGCCGCUCACUGGAAACUUAUGGAAAUUAGAAGACUUUGAACUGUAUCCAUCUCUACUGGUAAUGUUCAUCUGCAAUCAUUGCCCGUUUGUGAUUCACUUGAAGAAAGAUAUUGUAAAGCUCUGCAAUUUCUAUAUGAAGAAAGGUCUUGCUGUUGUUGCGAUAUCUUCAAAUUCUGUAGUAACUCAUCCUCAGGAUGGGCCUGAGUUCAUGGCAGAGGAUGCAAAAAAUUUCAAAUACCCAUUUCCUUACUUAUAUGAUGAGUCACAAGAGGUUGCAAGAGAAUUUGGAGCUGUUUGUACCCCUGAGUUUUUCUUGUAUAAGAAGGAUGGUCGUAGACCAUUUGAGCUGGUCUAUCAUGGUCAAUUUGAUGAUUCCCGGCCUAGCAAUAACAUACCAGUAACUGGGAGGGAUCUAAGCCUGGCGAUUGAUCUUGCUCUUAGCUGUCAACCAAUACCAUCAAAUCAAAAGCCAAGUGUUGGUUGCAGCAUAAAGUGGCAUCCAGAAACAGAGUCGUAUGUUCCAAAAUCAAAACUGAAAGGAGAGAAGAAGGCAAAGCAGAAGAAUUUUAAAAGCCUGGCCGCCAGAAGAACAUAGAAAGUGUAAGUUGUAUCCAUUAUUUGAGACUAAUAUACAGUAAUCUACUCCACGUAUCCUAUUUCGUGGGAUCGUUCAUGUAUGAUAUAACUUCAUGAACAAUAUAAGAAUGAGUUUUAG